UGACCCUGUGAUAAUGAUCAAUAAUUUGACAUGAUUGAAAGGGGAGAGACCUUCACUGGGAAAUUAAUUGUGCCUCUUACCCACUUUAAAAAGGACUGUUAACAAAGAGAGAGAAACCAAAGAGAGAGGGUAGCAAAUAGAAACAGCAACAUUAGCAGCUUUUGUUUCCAUAGACCCCUCCCCUGCAGCUACAAAAGCAACCCCAUUUUCACUCUUUUUUCAGGUACAGCCGAACUUGGAAUUCAAAGACCCUUCAGAAGAUUUUCAGUAGGAGUAAAUUAAUUGCUCUGUUUUUUGUUUUCUCGAGGGAGAUGUAUUAGUGACACUGCGGCUCCUUCAUUCCUCUGAUUGAAAAAAGUUCAAAACAGAGACCCAUCUCUGUUACGAGGCUACUAUACACUUUUCCAUUAAAAGAUCCGUAGAGAGAAAAUGGUGCCAUCGAAACAGGUUGAAGAAGGCAGUUUCUCACAAUCAAUGAAUGAGCCAAAUGAGAGGGAUGGAGAAGAGAAUGAAAAUCAAUCUCCAUUGAGCUUUAAGAGCCUCCUCUGGCAUGGAGGCUCUGUUUAUGAUGCUUGGUUCAGCUGUGCAUCAAAUCAGGUUGCUCAGGUUCUGUUAACUCUGCCAUACUCUUUUUCUCAACUGGGAAUGCUCUCAGGGAUUAUAUUUCAAGUGUUUUAUGGCAUUAUUGGAAGCUGGACUGCAUAUUUGAUCAGCAUUCUCUAUGUUGAGUAUAGAACUCGAAAGGAAAAGGAGAAUGUCAGCUUCAAGAACCAUGUCAUUCAGUGGUUUGAAGUGCUGGAUGGGCUUCUGGGUCCAUAUUGGAAAGCUGUGGGAUUGGCUUUCAACUGUACUUUCCUUCUCUUUGGAUCUGUCAUUCAGCUAAUAGCCUGUGCAAGCAACAUAUAUUACAUAAAUGACAAAUUAGACAAGAGGACAUGGACAUACAUAUUUGGAGCUUGCUGUGCCACCACUGUGUUUAUACCUUCUUUUCACAACUACAGAAUUUGGUCUUUCCUUGGCCUUGGAAUGACCACUUACACUGCUUGGUACUUGACCAUUGCUGCCCUUCUUCAUGGCCAGGUUGAUGGGGUCCAACAUUCUGGCCCAACUAGAAUGGUGCUCUACUUCACUGGGGCAACCAACAUACUUUACACUUUUGGUGGCCAUGCUGUCACUGUGGAAAUAAUGCACGCGAUGUGGAAGCCUCGAAAAUUCAAAGUUAUUUAUCUCAUCGCCACUCUCUACGUCUUCACCUUGACCAUCCCCUCAGCCACCGCCGUCUACUGGGCUUUCGGCGAUCAACUCCUCACUCACUCCAACGCUUUCUCCCUCCUUCCCCCCAACGGAUGGCGUACCACCGCCGUCGUUCUGAUGCUCAUUCACCAGUUCAUAACAUUCGGGUUUGCUUGCACCCCAUUGUAUUUCGUGUGGGAGAAAGUGAUUGGAAUGCAUGAAACAAAGAGCAUGUGUCUGAGGGCAGUUGCCCGAUUACCGGUUGUGAUUCCCAUAUGGUUUUUGGCCAUAAUUUUCCCCUUCUUUGGACCCAUUAACUCUGCGGUGGGGGCGCUUCUGGUUAGCUUCACCGUCUACAUCAUCCCCUCUUUAGCCCAUAUGCUCACUUUCAGAUCUGCCUCAGCCCGACAGAAUGCUGCAGAGAAACUUCCAAUCUUCCUCCCUAGCUGGGCAGGCAUGUAUGUGGUGAACAGUUUUAUAGUGAUCUGGGUCCUGGUGAUUGGGUUUGGAUUUGGAGGGUGGGCUAGCAUGGCCAACUUCAUCAAGCAAGUUGACACUUUUGGGCUUUUUGCAAAGUGCUACCAGUGUCUACCACAGAGCCCACCAAUGGCCCAUCAUUGAAUUUUCUCCCUCAACCAUAUACAAGGCAUACACAGAGAUCAUCAAACUUCUCCUCCUACCUUAAGUAAAUAGCCAUAUUAAUCAGCCAAAUCUUGUCUGUUCAGUCUCUUUAUCUAAAUAUGAUGUUUGUUUGUUUCUUUUGUUCUUCUUUCUUAUGCAAAUAUGAGGAAUUGGGUAAAGUCCAUUCUUAGAUGCAUAUAAACCAUCUUCUUCUCUCCCACUAUUGUUUUGUUAUGUGCUUCUGGAGGAACUGGAUACCAAUUGCUAUCUCUGACUAAUUUUAGAAUGCAAAAGGAACAGAGUUGGAACUGCACUCUAAAUUUUGAA
Messenger RNA from Momordica charantia (bitter melon), 2181 nucleotides. RefSeq names its product auxin transporter-like protein 2. Lineage: Eukaryota; Viridiplantae; Streptophyta; Magnoliopsida; Cucurbitales; Cucurbitaceae. The record is from RefSeq and is a predicted model, not a curated record.